AUGGAAAAACCAUCUAUUCGUCGUCUUGGUUCGAAGAUAUAUGAUGCUAUUACUAGCGCAAUGUCUUUAAGCCAAACUUUAGAUGAAAGUAGAUGCGAGUUACCACGAAACAAUCCCAGGGACGGAGAAACCAUAUCCUUAGAUGCAGAAGAAGAUUCAUGUAGCGGUUGUGCUAACCCUUGUUCAACGCAUCCAAAUUAUCCUUACUUGAAAAUUGACCGUAAGUCUACGUUAGAGGGAACGGUGAAGCCUUAUGUAAAACAUGUGCUAAUAUCCACCGGAAAGUCGGAUUGGCAGACUCACAUCGAAGAAGACACUUUUAGUUUAGCAGCUUAUCUUCAUAAAGUAUUAAAAAGCAACAACUCUCCAAAAGGUAACAAAAAAGAUUCCUUAAUAGAGAAGAAGAAUAAAGUUGAAGGUUCCCCACAAACUCACGAGGAUUCUUCUAAUGAAGCAGAGAAACCUCGCAUCGUCAUCACAAAUAGUAGUCGUCAAAACAAUGAUAGUGACUCCAAAGGCAAUGAUGUUCUGUUGUUUCCCGAUAAUAUUCUUAUUAAAAAUGUAACACCGAAACAAGCCGCAGAAUUUUAUAAAAGGUUUUUGUCUACACCUAUUUCAUCUCUUAAUGAAGAAAAGGAACAAUACCUAUCUACCGUCAACUUCACAGUUGAACAAAUGCCAUAUAAAGCGGUGAUCGUUAUAUGUUCUCAUAAACGUCGUGAUAAACGUUGCGGUGUCACCGGUCCUAUAUUGAAAGAGGAAUUCGAUAGAGUGUUAAAAGAAAAAAAUUUGGAUGUGGAAUCACAUAAUAAUAAUGGUAUCGCCGUAUUCUUGAGCAGUCAUACUGGAGGUCACAAGUUUGCUGGCAAUAUUAUAGUUUACCGUGAUGGUCAGGGGAUAUGGUAUGGUCGGGUCAUCCCGUGUCACGUUAAAAGUAUAGUGGAAUUGACCGUUCUAGAAGGGAAAGUGAUUAAAGAUUUAUAUCGUGGUUCAAUGAAUGGAAGCUUCGCUCCAGGAAAAGGUGGAAAGUUGGAUUGGUAA
This is a messenger RNA of Acaulospora morrowiae, 1041 nucleotides long. The record is from the annotation of a GenBank genome assembly. NCBI's taxonomy places the organism in Eukaryota, Fungi, Glomeromycota, Glomeromycetes, Diversisporales, Acaulosporaceae.